GCCGGUCGUGCUGAGCUGUCUCGUGUUGUCGGCGGCGGCGGCGGCGGCGGCGACGGCGGCGGGAGAGGAGGUUUCCGAAAACGGAAAUGUCGGCGCCUCGGAUUAUUUACUAAAAGUAGUAAACUUUUUGUGGCAACCCAAUGAGUCCUCGUACCAGCAUUCGUGGCCAGAGAUGAAAUUUGGGUGGAAAAUUGUGGUGGGGUCGAUCAUCGGAUUCUUCGGGGCGGCGUUCGGCAGCGUCGGCGGCGUCGGCGGCGGCGGGAUCUUCGUCCCGAUGCUCACGCUCAUCAUCGGGUUCGAUCCCAAAUCAUCCACUGCGAUAUCAAAAUGCAUGAUCAUGGGUGCAGCAGGAUCAACUGUCUAUUACAACCUUAAGCUUCGGCAUCCGACUCUUGACAUGCCCAUAAUCGACUAUGACUUAGCUUUGCUCGUCCAGCCGAUGCUCAUGCUCGGUAUCAGCAUUGGAGUCGCUUUUAACGUCCUAUUUGCCGAUUGGAUGGUGACAGUUCUUCUGAUCAUCCUGUUCUUAGGAACAUCGUCGAAGGCAUUUAUGAAGGGCGUCGAUACGUGGAAGAAAGAAACGCUUGCGAAAAAGGAGGCCGCAAGACGUUCCGAGUCGAAUGAAAAUGAAAAGAUAGAGUACAAAGCAAUCCCUACUGGUCCAGGAAAUGCUCAGAAGGGGUCGAAGACUCCAGAUUCUGAGGUAUCAAUUUUUGAGAAUGUUUGCUGGAAAGAGCUCGGUCUUCUUAUGCUCGUGUGGGUUGCGUUCCUCGUGUUGCAAAUUAUUAAGAAUAAUACGUCGAACUGUUCGAUAUCGUACUGGACAUUAAACAUGCUUCAGAUUCCUGUUGCUGUCGGAGUGACCGGAUACGAGGCUUUCAGCUUAUUCACCGGAAGGCGAGUGAUUGCGUCAAAGGGAGAUGAAGGGGCUAAUUUUAGAGUUCUUCAGCUAUUUCUGUACUGUUUUUUCGGUGUUCUCGCGGGAGUAGUGGGCGGACUCCUUGGCCUGGGAGGAGGAUUCAUUCUAGGGCCUCUUUUCUUGGAACUGGGCAUUCCUCCACAAGUCUCAAGUGCGACCGCCACCUUUGCAAUGACCUUUUCUGCAUCGAUGUCGGUGGUCGAGUACUACCUCUUAAAGCGCUUUCCUGUCCCUUACGCUCUAUUCUUUGUCGCCGUGGCGACAGUUGCUGCUUUUAUAGGCCAACAUGCAGUGCGAAAGCUGAUUAACAUACUGGGGAGGGCUUCUCUCAUCAUUUUCAUCCUCUCUUUCACCAUUUUCGUCAGUGCAAUUUCGUUAGGUGGAGUCGGCAUUUCGAACAUGAUUCAGAAGAUCAGCCACCACGAGUACAUGGGGUUCGAGAACCUGUGCAAGUACCAACCUUAGCAUCAAGAAGAUGGAGGCAGCAGAUAAAUUAUCGAAACUUGUUACACCGCGGGCUUUUCGCUCUCUUGUAGUUUAAAAAGGGCUUUGAGAAUUAGCCCUUUUCACCUCUUAUAGCCGAGUUUUUAACAACAGUUUAGCCUUAAUAAUAAAAAUGCCUUCAAAGUUGCUUCUUUUCUUCA
Ananas comosus (pineapple) is the source of this 1563-nucleotide messenger RNA. RefSeq lists its product as uncharacterized. Gene Ontology annotation, biological process: protein ubiquitination. The coding region runs from base 173 to 1384 and encodes 403 amino acids. Gene Ontology annotation, cellular component: membrane; Cul4A-RING E3 ubiquitin ligase complex. The record is from RefSeq and is a predicted model, not a curated record. The transcript is spliced from 12 exons. NCBI's taxonomy places the organism in Eukaryota, Viridiplantae, Streptophyta, Magnoliopsida, Poales, Bromeliaceae.